Messenger RNA from Phragmites australis (common reed), 1420 nucleotides. RefSeq lists its product as uncharacterized. The record is from RefSeq and is a predicted model, not a curated record. Lineage: Eukaryota; Viridiplantae; Streptophyta; Magnoliopsida; Poales; Poaceae. The transcript has a single exon. Gene Ontology annotation, biological process: protein folding. Bases 94 to 1293 code for a protein of 399 amino acids. Gene Ontology annotation, cellular component: plasmodesma. Gene Ontology annotation, molecular function: protein-folding chaperone binding.
CGCGCAAACCUUUCUCUCCAUCACGACACAACGUGACCAAGAACACCAAACGAACACCGACCGACUCCAAGAAAGCUCGAGACCGCAACGACAAUGGCGUCCCGCCGCUUCUUCGCAUACGACCCCUACGACUACUACUACACCGCCCCGUACCACUACCCCUACCCGCGCUACCACCACCAGCAACCCGCCCCUGCUCGCGGGGUUGGGGGAUUCUUCCCGGUGGCCGCGGAUGCCGAUCCGGCGGCGAGGGCGGCCGCGCGUCCCACGCCCAGGUCGUCGAGGUCGGUCUCCAUCCCCGUCCAUUUCGUCGGGUCCGACCCGGAACUGGAGCGGGAGAUGCCGGGAUCGCGUGCGGAGCCGGUGGUCAGGAUGGCGGUGUCCAAGAAGCGGGUGCCCUCAGCAGAGGCUGCGGCGGUGAGGCUGCAGGCCGCGGCACGCGGGUUCCUGGCGAGGAAGACGGUGCGGACGGUGCGCAAGGUGGAGCGGGAGGCGGAGGAGGUUGGGGGAAAGGUGGCGCGCGAGGCUGAGGCGCUGCGAGGGGACGCCAGGGCGCGGGUCGCCGUCGGGGAGGCGCUCAUGCGGCUGCUGCUGCGGCUCGACGCGGUGCGCGGCGCGCGAGAGUACCGUAGGAGGGUGACCAAGAGGGUGCUCGCGCUGCAGGACGCAGUCGACGCCCUCGAGCCCAAGCUGGCGCCGGCCCCGGAAGCAGUGGCGGAGGAGACCGAGGCAACGACCGAGAUGGCGGAAGAGAUCGCGGUGGCGCCGGAGCUGCCGGGCGACGGGGAGCACGGCAGAAAGACGGAACCGAGGACGGCGGCCGAGACUACCGCCGACAUGGAGGUGGACGGUGACAGAGCCACCGGCGAGCCGGAUGCGGCAGAGGAAGCAGAACAGCAAACGGAUUGCGCGAAUCUUGCCGGCGAAAAGCCGGAGGAUGCUGGUGCGGAGGGUGAGUGUGAGAUAGCGACGGUGGAACCCGAGCCCGCAGCGGAGGCAGCGUCGUCCCCCCAGGCAACGCGGCCGCAGGAGCCGGCCGGUGUGGAGACAAGGAGGACGGCGGAGACCGUGGCGGCCGGCGGCGUGGACCCGAGGAAGGUGAUGGAGAUGGUGGCGGCACUGUGCGAGCGAAGCGCUCAGCAGUGCGCGGUGAUCGGCGCGCUGGCGGAGCGGGUGGACGCGCUGGAGCGCGCCGUGCGGCGGGCGGAGCGGCGGGGCAAGAAGCGGAGGAAGGAGGGCAAGGGGAGCAACAACAGAAAGUGCUACAUCGAAGGAUUGGUCAACAAGAACUAACAGCUUUGUAACUCAGCUUUGCUUUUCUAUGCUCAAACACAAUGUGUUGAUUGUUGCAAUCUUCAUAUGGUUAUUGUAAUUUCAGUUGCAUGUCUUGGCUUCAUAAUUAUGUCCCGGUUUGCACUCA